This is a messenger RNA of Echinops telfairi (small Madagascar hedgehog), 2549 nucleotides long. It is a transcript of the gene ENTPD3, whose product is annotated as ectonucleoside triphosphate diphosphohydrolase 3. Lineage: Eukaryota; Metazoa; Chordata; Mammalia; Afrosoricida; Tenrecidae. The annotation marks the transcript as partial. Gene Ontology annotation, cellular component: plasma membrane. The record is from RefSeq and is a predicted model, not a curated record. The transcript has 9 exons. Gene Ontology annotation, molecular function: GDP phosphatase activity; UDP phosphatase activity. Gene Ontology annotation, biological process: nucleoside diphosphate catabolic process.
CCCGCCAACCCUGCGAGCAAACAGUAUGGAAUCGUGCUGGAUGCUGGAUCUUCCAGAACCACAGUCUACGUCUAUCAGUGGCCGGCGGAGAAGGAGAAUAAUACAGGAGUGGUCAAUCAAACGCUCAGAUGCAGUGUGAAAGGCUCUGGGAUCUCCAGCUAUGCGAAGAACCCCCAAGAUGUCCCCCAAACCUUUGAGGAGUGCAUGCAACACAUCAAGAAGCAGAUUCCAGUCCACCUCCAUGGUUCCACCACCAUUCACCUGGGAGCCACGGCUGGGAUGCGCUUGCUGAGGUUGCAAAAUGAAACAGCAGCCAGUGAAGUCCUUGCAAGCAUCCAAAACUACUUCAAGUCCCAGCCCUUUGAUUUUAGGGGUGCUCAAAUCAUUUCUGGGCAAGAGGAAGGGGUAUAUGGAUGGAUUACAGCCAACUAUUUAAUGGGCAAUUUCCUGGAGAAGAACCUGUGGCGCUCGUGGACGCGUCCACAUGGAGUGGAGACGACAGGAGCCCUGGACCUGGGUGGGGCCUCCACCCAAAUCUCCUUCGCGGUGGAAGAGCAGGAAGGGCUGAACACCAGCGACAUCGUGCAGGUGUCCCUGUAUGGCUACGCGUACACCCUGUAUACACACAGCUUCCGGUGCUAUGGGCGGAACGAAGCGGAGAAGACAUUUCUGGCCAAGCUCCUUGAGGCUUCUCCCAACAAAUCCCACCUCACCAACCCCUGUUACCCAAGGGAUUAUGCCGCCACCUUCCCACUGUCCCACAUGUUUGGCAGUCUGUGCACAUGGCACCUGAAGCCGGCCGAUUACAGCCCCUCCGACACCAUCACUUUUGAGGGAACUGGGGAUCCAUCGUUGUGCCGGGAGAAGGUGGCUUCCCUGUUUGACUUUGGAGGGUGCCCAGACCCAGAAGUCUGUUCGUUUAAUGGAGUAUAUCAGCCCAGGGUCAGAGGGCCAUUUGUGGCCUUUGCGGGAUUCUACUACACAGCCAGUGCGUUAAAUCUUUCCGGGAGCUUUUCCCUAGGAACCUUUAACUCCAGCACCUGGACCUUCUGCUCACAGACUUGGAGUCAGCUCCCGCUGCUGCUCCCCAGGUUUGAGGAGGAGUACGCCCGCUCCUACUGCUUCUCCGCCCACUACAUCUACCACUUGCUCGUCGGAGGAUACAAGUUCACCGCAGAGACUUGGCCCCAAGUCCAUUUUAAAAAAGAAGUGGAGAACAGCAGCAUAGCCUGGUCUCUUGGCUACAUGCUCAACUUGACCAACCAGAUCCCAGCCGGAAGCUCCCUGAUUCAACUGCCCAUUCAGCCGCCGGCCUUUGUGGGCAUUCUCACCGCCUUUGCUGUGGUGGCCUCGCUGUGUCUGGCCUUUCUUGUGUACCUGUGUGCGGUGUCCCGGAUACAGAAGCCCUCCCAGCAUUCCUUUGACCACACUGUGGACUCAGAGUGAGCCUCACCUCGGGCAGCUGCUCUUGAAGCCCAAGGGCUGCCCAGAGAGCCAGGCUGGCCGUGUGCCAGGCAACAGACAAAAUGUUCUCCAGGAAACCCAGCUGAAGUCAAAUAGCCUAAGGCCUCCCCAUGCUGAUUCUCGCCAAAUCUCCUCUGGGAGUGCGCCUUCGCUGUGUUUGCACACUGCUCCUCCGCAGCCCAGACCCCCACUGGAUCUCUCCGGAAUCCAGGGAGAGAUAUGCCAUUGAGGUCAGGCUCUCGGCCCCAGUGUUCCCCGAGAUGGAGCAAGUUGAGGCUGUGCCAGUUAAUGAUGAAGAACGGCUCUCCAGGCUCAAGGGCCAUUCUCCCUCCCUCAGAAUUCCUCCGGCAAAUGUCAGUGCUGCUGGGUGCCACGAAGACCAGGGAGUUCAAUCCUAAAUUCCACUUUAUCAGAGCCAACCCUGCCCCACUCCCCUUAGGUCCUUAGCUAACCCCUUUGGCAAACCUGUCCCAUCGAGUGCCUGGGACAGGUGCUGGGGGCAGAAGACCCCUUUAUCGCAAGGCAGAGGCUACUGCCUGGCUUCUCUUCCAUGGUAAAACCUGAAGCACAGUCACACACAGGACUUAGCUUCUCCCAGGGCAGUGCAGACGGUCCCCACAGUGGAAUCCCACCCAGGGCUCUGGUCUCUAGCUUCCAGCCUGGAGACUUCAGUAGCCUCAUCUCCCCCUUCACAGUCCUGUGGCCGCUUAGAGCCUACUUCGACUGCUAGGGGGUCACUGUCUUCUAGACCAUGUUUCCCUCGCGAGGCUUUUGCUUAGAGAACUGCCCUGUCAUCGCCUGCAUGGUGUGUUUCCUUGGCCCACCACGUACACCUGAUGUCCUCAAAGCCAUCCUUCAUCUCUAAUUUGCUGACCAGUGACUUUCCUGGCUCCCACGACUCUGAGUGCUGGCUGUAGACCUCGACUUGGGGCCAGAGCAGGAAGCUGCAGGAACCAUUUCCAUCCACAGUGGGAGGGGAAAGACACCAGCAACUCCACCAGGGACAAACCCAAAUGUCCCCUUCUUUCCAAUUGCUGUGUGUGCCCUUACCCCUGAUGAAAUAAAGGACUUUUAGUUUCUCUGGA